This is a messenger RNA of Fundulus heteroclitus (mummichog), 1424 nucleotides long. It is a transcript of the gene lin37, whose product is annotated as lin-37 DREAM MuvB core complex component. NCBI's taxonomy places the organism in Eukaryota, Metazoa, Chordata, Actinopteri, Cyprinodontiformes, Fundulidae. The transcript is spliced from 9 exons. The record is from RefSeq and is a predicted model, not a curated record. Bases 425 to 1150 code for a protein of 241 amino acids. Gene Ontology annotation, biological process: negative regulation of transcription by RNA polymerase II. Gene Ontology annotation, cellular component: transcription repressor complex; Myb complex.
GGAGACCGGCAGCGCGCGGAAGAGGAAAGCCAGCAAAGGAUUCGAGCUUGUCAAAAACAAGCUAACUUAGCAACGGCAGUUGAGCUAAAACCUUUUACUUUCCGAUACAAUAAUAAACGCAGUAAGAUAGUUAUAAGUAAAAAUAUCUAGUCACUGUUGGUUACCUCGAACAGUGAAUGUUUAGUAUAGGUAUGUGUAUCUAUAAUUUCGGACUCGUUUUAACAGUUUUUGACGCUAAUGCCGAAGGGUGGCUAACUGGUUUUAACAGCUAACCGUAGCUAACUGGCUAACGUUGUUAUUACCAAGCAAUCAACAAGAGGUCGUUGUUAGCUCAAAGACCCCGUAUACCUCGGUAAGAGGUAGAAAAGCAGCUGUUUUUAAGGCUGGGAUUUCUUGACGAGCCCAUAAGAGUAUAUUGAAUAAAAUGCAUCACGUCAAGAUAAAGACAGAGAGGCCAGAUUCGGACAGCACAGGUGCACGUGGCAGGUUGGAUGCUGUGCUCAAGGGUCUUGUAGAAAAGAGUGAAAAUGAAAGAGAACCAAAUGAAGAUCCAGGAAAGUUGUCAGUGGACUCUUUAAACAAAGAUUUGUCUCCAUCAUCUGCUGGAAAAAGACCUUCAGCAAGAUUUCCACAGCACCGGAGGAAGAAGCGAAAGGAGAUGGACGAGGGCAUACCAGAGACCAAUCAACAUAAACAGAAUGCGUAUAUUAUUAAGUUGUUUGAUCGCAGUGUGGAUUUAGCUCAGUUCAACACCAGCACCCCACUGUAUCCAAUCUGCCGUGCCUGGAUGAGAAACAAUCCUUCCCAUAGGGAGCCAGUGGCUUCUCCGAGCUCCCCACAAAGCAUAACGGAGGAGGAGGUCCCAGAUAUGAUGAAUGGCAAAGGUCAGAAUGUGUAUCGACUUCCCCCUCCAUCUGCCUGUGCAGUUAGCUCCUCUGGUGAACCCAUCAACCUCAGGAUCCCACAGACUGAGAAGGUCACAAUUUCCAAGUUGACAGAUGUUCCUGUAUCAGGGGCGCUCAUAAGUGACCACAUGGAACGUUGGAAAAAGAUAAGACAAAAGUGGAAGGAGUGCUCCAAUAAGAACCAGCUGAGAUACAGUGAGAGCAUCAAGGUUCUGAAGGAAAUGAAGGAACUUUAUGAUCACUGACUGACUGCCUUGUAGCUGUUGCUGCAGAAUGGACUCUCCACAUUUGGAAAGGAGCCAUUGGAUUUGCAUUUAAUGUUGAAUAACACCUGCAUAAAGCACAGACUCGUAGAAAAACAGUAGCAGUACUUUGAACCUUUAACACACUUCCACAUAGGAAAUUACAAAAUGUGUUUUCUGUUCAGAGACAAGUUCAGAGUGUGAUGGUGGACUUAAUAGUCAAGUAAAUUCUUUGUAAAUGUCUGAAUUACAUUAAAGGUAAUAUUUUUCCAACACA